AUGCCUCACAUCACAGAGGUUAACGACAGCGUUGACGCGGCCGCCAUCGCUGCGUCGGCUGCGCCCGCCGCCGAGCCCGCUGCCGUCUCUGCCCCCGCCCCCGCUGCCGGCGACGCCGAGCCGCGCCGCGCUCGCCUCGCCGGACCAGAGAUCGUCCAGCUCCCACCCGACCCAGACACGGACGACGACGACGAGCCCGACUCCAAGCCCGAGGGCGAGGCGCGCGACGACGACUUCCUCGCCACGUACCCUGCCGACACGGAGGAGCUGCACCUCCAGCACUUGCGCCUGCACAACAGCUCGCUGCUGCCUCUGCGCCUGCCGCGCUUUGGCAAGAGCCUGCGCCGGCUGUGUCUGCGCCAGAACGAGCUCAGCUCGCCCCUCCCCGGCGAGGUGUUUGAGGGCCUGGACGCGCUGGACGAGCUGGACCUGUACGAUAACCGUCUGGGCCCCCGCGUCGGCGACGACGAGCUGGGCGGCGUCAAGAACGUGACCUCGCUCGACCUCUCGUUCAACAACAUCCGCCACGUUCCCUCCUUGCCGUCCCUCACUGCCGUCAAGAUCCUCUACCUCGUCCAAAACAAGAUCACAAAGGUCGAGCCCGGAGCGCUGGACUGGUGUGCCGACACGAUCACCAGUAUCGAGCUGGGCGGAAACAGGCUGCGUGCGAUUGAGGACCUCGACAAGCUCGUCCACCUCGAGGAGCUCUGGCUGGGAAAGAACAAGAUCAGGACGCUGCAGAACCUCGACACCUUCUCGUCCCUCAAGAUCCUCUCGAUUCAGAGCAACCGCAUCACCAAGAUGGAGGGCCUCGAGGGCCUGGUCAACCUCGAAGAGCUGUAUCUCAGCCACAACGGUUUGAUGAAGAUUGAGGGUUUGGAGAAGAACACCAAGCUCCGUACCCUUGACGUGGGCAACAACGAGAUUGAGGAGAUCGAGAACAUUUCGCAUCUGAAGGAUCUCGAGGAGUUCUGGGCAUCCGGCAACAAGAUCGCCAACCUCCUCCCGGCACUGGACACGCAGCUCGCCGUCCUCCCCAACCUCGAGACCGUGUACCUCGAGGGCAACCCGUGCCAGACCAACGACCGCGCCGGCUACAGGAGGAAGGUCAUGCUGGCGUUGCCGCAGGUCAAGCAGAUUGACGCGACGUUUGUCAAGACUGGAUAG
Molecule: messenger RNA, 1167 nt
Organism: Apiotrichum porosum
Lineage: Eukaryota; Fungi; Basidiomycota; Tremellomycetes; Trichosporonales; Trichosporonaceae
Exons: 7
Coding region: 1-1167 (388 amino acids)
Molecular function (GO): protein binding
Source: RefSeq, a predicted model, not a curated record